Messenger RNA from Cooperia oncophora, 849 nucleotides. Lineage: Eukaryota; Metazoa; Nematoda; Chromadorea; Rhabditida; Trichostrongylidae. The record is from the annotation of a GenBank genome assembly.
AUGUUUUUGAUUGAUUUUGUUCUCGAGGAUAUGCCUCACGAAGCAGGCUGGACUAGGGGUCGUCUUCUCGAUUUUUGGGUGGCUGGUGCUGACUAUACCAUGACGAUGCGCGUCGAGUCAGUUGUCUCCAGUGUUGACAGCAAACAACUGUCGCCUCGAUGGCGACUAAUCGCCGACGGCUAUGUUCGCCUCGCCAAACUUACGAAAUCGGCAAAUCCGGCGAAUGAAGCAGUCUCCCGUAUGCUACACAUAGUUUCUCGUGUGGAACCAGGCACCACAGGCCAUCGAAUCCUUGACAUGGUCUACCAUAACACAAUAGCUUGUACGCCUGCAUCCGCUCAGGACCCUGGUUCGGCAGACCCGUCGUCAGCACUUCCGGAUACCUUCCGGCUCAAACAACGGUCUAUUUCUCUCACGCAUGAUCAGCGCCUCGCGCUGCGACUCGGGAUGACAGAUCACCCGAUCGCGGAAAUACAAGCCGCUUUCGGCACAGGUAAAACGUUCCUUGGUGCUGUUAUAGCGGGCCUUCCUCGUUCAACACAAAAAGGAACGCAUCAUAGUCACAGCCACCACCAACACCGCUGUUGCUCACUUCGCCUCCACUAUGCUAGCAGUAGAGGAGUUCCGCUAGGUCCGUCUCUGAAUCUGCGUUUCGCGACGAGUCCCCUUCCACUCCCGUCGACAUCCAUGAAGUACUCAAAAAACUUUGCUGACUCCCUGAAACCACAAGAGCGUGACUCCUGUUCUCGCUUCCGCAAAGGACGACUGCUUUACGAGCAGUACGCCCGUGACCCCGACCGCACAAUGAACAUGACAGAAUCGGAAAUCGACGGAAUAUAUAUUGGCUGA